Hemiscyllium ocellatum (epaulette shark) is the source of this 3198-nucleotide messenger RNA. It is a transcript of the gene ift56, whose product is annotated as intraflagellar transport 56. The coding region runs from base 175 to 1839 and encodes 554 amino acids. Gene Ontology annotation, molecular function: protein binding; intraciliary transport particle B binding. The record is from RefSeq and is a predicted model, not a curated record. The transcript has 18 exons. NCBI's taxonomy places the organism in Eukaryota, Metazoa, Chordata, Chondrichthyes, Orectolobiformes, Hemiscylliidae. Gene Ontology annotation, biological process: intraciliary anterograde transport; intraciliary transport involved in cilium assembly. Gene Ontology annotation, cellular component: ciliary base; intraciliary transport particle B; ciliary basal body.
UUUGUCGCUGUGAAAGGAUUUCGAGGCGCGGGCCUUUGUUGCCAUGACAGCCCGGAGGGAGACGGGAUUCGGUUGCUAUGAUAGCCGCGGGGAGGCGGCGCUUCGUUGCUAUCACGGCAAUAGCAGGCGGUUGGGCUUCUUGGAGUUGGAAGCUAAGCGGGAAGAAGCGACAAAAUGAUGCUGUCACGUGCAAAACCUGCUGUUGGUGGGGAAACGCUGCAGAUGGAUAAAAAGAAGAAAAAGGGGAAAAAGAUUCCAAAGCUGGAGGAAUAUCUGGCCAGUAGAGACUACUCAGGGGCCCUGACAUUGCUGGAGUUCAAGCGGCAUGUGGGGGAGAAUGAAGAAGACGUUGACUUGUGGAUGGGAUACUGUGCAUUCCACCUUGGAGAUUAUAGGAGGGCCAUGGAGGAAUAUGAAGCCCUGACAAAGAAUGAAGACUGUCACCCUGAUGUUUGGGUGAACCUAGCAUGUACUUACUUCUUUCUGGGGAUGUACAAAGAGGCAGAGGAGGCAGCAAUGAAAGCUCCUAAAAGUCGAUUGCAGAAUCGCCUAUUGUUUCACCUGGCUCACAAGUUCAGUGACGAGAAGCGGUUGAUGAACUACCACCAGAAUCUACAGGACAUCACUGAAGAUCAACUCAGUCUAGCUUCAAUCCACUACAUGCGUUCCCAUUACCAGGAGGCUAUUGAUAUCUACAAACGCAUUUUACUUGACAAUCGGGAGUUCAUGGCCUUAAAUGUUUAUGUAGCACUCUGCUACUACAAACUGGAUUACUAUGAUGUUUCCCAGGAAGUUCUGGCGGUCUAUCUGCAGCAUUACCCUGACAGCACAAUCGCACUGAACCUGAAAGCCUGCAAUCACUUCCGACUCUACAAUGGCAAGGCAGCAGAGGCAGAACUAAAAAAUUUAAUGGACAUUGCUUCCCCUGUAUUUGAUUUUGCAAAGGAGCUCAUUAGGCACAACUUGGUGGUAUUCCGUGGUGGGGAUGGAUCUCUGCAGGUCCUCCCACCACUUAUUGAUGUCAUCCCUGAAGCCAGGCUCAACCUCGUUAUUUACUACCUCCGGCAAGAUGAUGUACAGGAGGCCUAUAAUCUUAUCAAAGACCUGGAGCCAACAACUCCUCAAGAGUACAUCCUGAAAGGUGUGGUGAAUGCGGCUCUUGGUCAGGAACAGGGUUCGAGGGAGCACCUGAAGAUUGCACAACAAUAUUUCCAGCUGGUCGGAGGCUCUGCCAGUGAAUGUGAUACCAUCCCUGGACGUCAGUGUAUGGCCUCCUGUUUUUUUCUACUGAAGCAGUUUGAGGAUGUUUUGAUCUAUUUAAACUCUGUCAAGAGUUACUUCUAUAAUGAUGACCUCUUUAACUUCAACUAUGCACAGGCAAAAGCAGCUGUUGGCAACUUCAAAGAGGCUGAGGAGGUUUUUCAGCUGAUUCAGAGUGAGAAGCUGAAGAAUGACUACAUUUACCUCAGCUGGCUGGCCCGUUGCUAUAUCAUGAACAAGAAGCCCCGCCUGGCAUGGGAGCUUUAUUUGAAGAUGGAGACAUCAGGAGAAUCCUUCAGUCUAUUGCAGCUCUUGGCUAAUGACUGCUACAAGAUGGGACAGUUCUACUAUGCUGCAAAAGCUUUUGAUGUGCUUGAGCGCCUGGAUCCAAAUCCGGAGUACUGGGAAGGAAAACGUGGAGCGUGUGUUGGGAUUUUUCAAAUGAUUUUAGCGGGCCGGGAACCAAAGGACACCAUGAGAGAAGUUCUCCACCUCCUUCGGAAUACUGGGAAUCCUCAGGUGGAAUACAUAAUCCGAACCUUAAAGAAAUGGGCCAAAGACAAUCGGGUAUCUGUUUAAAGGCUCAGAGCAAAAGGACCAAAAAAUGGAGUGUGGGCCAGAAGGAACUGCUGCCUUUUUCAUGGUGGGCUCUGUUUCUCUCACUGACGUGUGAGUAGUUAUUGCACAGCCCCAACACACAGCUGUCAGGAUGUGCAGUGAUGCAAUGCAGCAUUCCAUGGAAGAUGCCUACUGCUCUCUGACUGAUUGCAGUUAACGAUCUACCAAAAUUAAAACCGCGUGUUUAAUGCACUUUCAAUUCCCUUUGUGACUUUGCUGCUCUCGGUGAAUAAAGACUUUUUCGAGAGCUUCUUUGUCUGCAUGUUGAAUUAUACAGGUAUCUACUGCCUACUGACCACUAUUAUUAUAUUAUUCUCUGCAUCCAGUUAUCUGAACAGGACACAGGACAAAAGUGGCUUCAUAAAUUACAAAAUCCCCUUAAACUUCUGUUGCGGAAGCUACACUUCACAUGAGUAUGCAAUAGUAACAAUCAAAGAAAAUAACUGCAGUUUCAAAUGACCUAUUGCUCUGCUGUCCUGCAACUUUUGUCACAAAACUGCUUGCUUCUUUGUUUAUUUGGUUGGGUUUAAGCUCACAUGAUGAGUAAAUCUAUGGAUUAAUAGCAAACAUGCCCCAACAACGAUCCCAUCAUAUGGAAACCAGAUAUAGUUUACCCACAUGUAGAAUUCCUGCCAGGAGCAGUGCUAGGCAGUGGUGAUGGUUUCUCUCCCCUCCCCCCAGUCCAGAAAGAAUAAAGUGUCAGGCAAUUUUAUUCCUGAUGAAGGGCUUUUGCCCAAAACGUUGAUUUUGCUGCUUCUUGGAAGCUGCCUGAACUGCUGUGCUCUUCCAGCACCACUGAUCCAGAAUCUGGUUUCCAGCAUCUGCAGUCAUUGUUUUUAACACAUGCUGUAGGCAGACUUCCAGUUAGAGAGCAGCAGCAGAAGCCAGACAAAGGAGCAGGUUGACACUCAGAACUGUGGAAUAAGGAAUGCAGUGAGGGAGCAUGUCAAGGCAGCACAUUUCAAUUUGCUAACCUGUGUCCCACACUGGAGAGUGUGUACAAUUUUAUCAGAUGUAAAUUGAUCAGGCUCAACUGUGAUGCCCCACUCCUUGGUGGAAUAAGCUAUUCAGCCUCACCAUCAAGUUCAUGUUUGUAAAGAACAAUUAUUUGCACGAGGUGUCUAGUCCUGUGCUUUUGGGACCAAAAUCUAACACCAGUCUGUGGCUCAAGGUGAACCUUUAUACAUAAAAAUUGUUUAAACAAUAUUUACUGGUUAAUAUCAAUAUGCAGUUUGAUUAUUGGCAUUCUGUAUCCACGUCUGUUUUUGCAUAAUUCUUGUAUAAUUAGCAUACUUGUACAUUUUCUUGUGUAAAUAAAGC